CCCCUUUUCACCCUUUAUAAUCGCUGCUGUUCUUCUUCAUCUUCACCCCGAAAAAAGGAUUCUCCUAAAACCUAACAAUGGCUGCAAAAUCACUGCUUUUAUUCUCUCUAUCCCUCUUCCUCGCCCAAGCAUGGGCAGCCGACAUGUCAAUCAUCUCCUACGACGAGGAGAAGCUGAAUUUGAUGUACGAGUCGUGGACCGUGAAGCACGGCAAGUCGUACAAUGCCCUAGGCGAGAAGGAGAAGCGCUUCCAGAUUUUUAAGGAGAAUUUGAGGUACAUCGAGGAGCAGAACACCGUGGAGGGGCGGACCUACAAGCUAGGUCUCAAUCGCUUCGCCGAUCUGACCAAUCAGGAGUACCGGAGGAUGCAUCUCGGGACGAAGCGGCGUUCGGCGCUGCGGCUCGGCGCGACGAAGAGCGAUCGCUACGCCUUGAGGGAAGGUGAUUCCUUGCCGGAAUCCGUUGACUGGAGAACCAAGGGCGCGGUGGCGCCGGUGAAGGAUCAGGGCAGCUGUGGAAGUUGCUGGGCGUUCUCUACUAUUGCUGCUGUGGAAGGAAUCAACCAGAUCAAAACUGGAUCUUUGGUCUCUCUUUCCGAGCAAGAGCUAGUGGAUUGUGAUACGUCCUAUAACCAAGGGUGCAAUGGUGGUCUUAUGGAUUAUGCAUUCGAGUUUAUCAUAAAAAAUGGUGGCAUCGACUCUGAAGAGGAUUAUCCUUACACAGGAAGGGAUGGCAAAUGUGAUACUUACAGGAAAAACGCCAGAGUUGUAUCCAUUGAUGGUUAUGAAGACGUACCCGUAAAUGAUGAGAAGGCGCUGCAGAAGGCGGUUGCUAACCAACCAAUUAGCGUUGCCAUUGAAGCCGGUGGAAGGGACUUCCAGCUCUAUCAAUCAGUAAGUUCUGUCUUCAUUGGCACAUUAAUACGUCUCAUCAUUAGCUGGGCAUUGUAUAGUAGUUCAAUUAAUCUUGGUGGUUUCAGUACAUGAUUACUUACAUCACCUUCCGAA
Messenger RNA from Salvia splendens (bonfire salvia), 1007 nucleotides. RefSeq names its product oryzain alpha chain-like. Bases 78 to 986 code for a protein of 302 amino acids. The transcript is spliced from 3 exons. Lineage: Eukaryota; Viridiplantae; Streptophyta; Magnoliopsida; Lamiales; Lamiaceae. Gene Ontology annotation, biological process: proteolysis. Gene Ontology annotation, molecular function: cysteine-type peptidase activity. The record is from RefSeq and is a predicted model, not a curated record.